UGAGGUUGGUUUGGUUCUUGUUGUUCCUUAGUUCCAUUUGGGUUGUGAGAGGAAGUAAAAAAUGGAAGAAGAUCAAGAACUCAAGCAUGUGUGCAAGAUAUGCAGCAAGAGCUUCCUCUGUGGCAGAUCCUUGGGUGGCCACAUGAGAUCUCAUCUGAUCGACAAUGAAUCAGCUGGGACGGAUGAGAAUCUCAAUCUCAACACAAGCAAGCUCUUGCCGACAAAUACUGGUUAUGAGCUCAGGGAAAAUCCGAAGAAGACGUGGAAAGGAGCAGACUUUAGUGAGGAGACCUCUGUUCCGGAUUCGGCGCAUGAGAGGUUUUGCAGAGAAUGUGGCAAAGGGUUCCAGUCGUGGAAGGCCUUGUUCGGCCACAUGAAAUGCCACUCAGACAAAGAAAAAGUUUGCGGUAGCUUGGGAGGCCGAGACGGUUAUGACCAGAAGCAGCUUCCGAGAGAUGGCCAAUCCGAAAGCGAAGAAGCAAAGAUUCUCUAUAGGAGGAGGAGAUCAGAAAGAAGAAAAAGGCACAUGGCGAGAGCAGGUGCAACUAAUUCUUCUUCUUUGUCGUUUGCAACUGCUGCUUCUUCUGCUUCUUCUGCUUCUGAGAUUGAUCAGCAAGAGCAAGAGGAAGUGGCCAUGUGCUUGAUUAUGCUCUCUAGGGAUGUGAAAAUCAGUAGUUCUCUGUGGGGAUGCAAAGAGGAAACAAAGAUGAAGAUGAAGGACCUCGAGGAAAAGAAUAAUUUGGAGACGGGAACUUCAGGAUUUGAUGAUUUCCAAGCUAAUAGUAGAAUUGCCCAUUUUUGUGUUCUGGCGAAUUCAGGGCAUUGGGACAAGAUAGAUAUGUUGGCUGACAGCAAGAAGUUCAAGAAAGAAGUCCAAUCCCCAUCGAAGUUUUCGAAUACCACUUCAGGGAAGAAUCAGAUCGAGGAAGUUGUGACCGAUCAUGCCGGACUUCAGUUAGGCAAGACCAAUUCAAGCCAGAGGAAGUUGACCUGUUCAUAUGAUGCAGAAUUGAAAGUGAAUCUCCCGAAAAAACGGGAUUCUGAAAUUUCGGACUUCGAAAUUUUGCAGAGCCCUGUCAAGAGAAGCAGAUUCCAGUGUACCACUUGCAACAAGACAUUUCACUCUUACCAAGCUCUAGGUGGUCACAGAGCCAGUCACAAGAAGGCAAUGCCUUCACCCGCAUCAGAGAUCGAGAGCAAUGACAAUAGUAUUGAAACCACAAUCUCUCCUGAUCCAACAGUGGAUAUAAAGCAACCCGAGAGCACUUCCAAUCUCAACAAGGUAUUUGUGUUCAGAAAUGACUUGAAGAUCAAGAGUAAGGAGCAUGAGUGCCCAAUUUGCUUUAAGGUCUUUCCAUCAGGGCAAGCACUGGGUGGUCACAAGAGAUCUCACUUGCCACGCGAACCCGAGACAAGAAAGGAAGAACCCAUCUCCAGUCUUUGCAAUCCAAUCCCGAAGGUUCGGGAAUUCUUGGAUCUUAAUCUUCCUGCUCCUCUUGAUGAAGAGGAGAGAGGACAUGUUGACUUCACUCCAUGGUGGUUAGAAAGAAACUGCAAUCCUGAGGUCCUGAUUGGUCUUGUCUCUAACUGAGCUCUCACUCACACUGGUCUGAUUCAAGUUUUCCCUUCAAAUAUUGAUACUGAUUCAGUGCCCCUCAAACUAGGCCGCCCUCAAAGUUGAUAUUUUUAAGUUUCUGUCAACUGCUAAGAAGUUUCUCUGAACUCUCCUCCACUACCGUUUCAGAGCUUUUGAAGCGAGCUAGUAAAGGAGUGACGCUUCUGCAAUGUCCAAAGUGACUUCUUUAAUCGUUUUGCUGCAGUUAGACUAAGAUUAAUUCACUGUUCAUUACCAGCAGAGCCAAUCCUUGAUUGCUCAAAGCGAUGUAUACUCUUUCUUGGCAUCAAAGGGACAUGAAUGAGGUGUUGAAAUUGUGGAGGUUGAGUCACGAAAGAGGCUGCAAAAAGCCAAGAUUGUAACUGGGGAAAGAGACUAGAACCAUGUCAGGUGAGCUCAAGGUGGUUGCUCAGUCACGUACCAUCAAAACAUGACAGCCCAUCUCACUUCUUCUCCAUCUUAUUAUAGAGUUUAAAAUAUGUACAGGCCAUGUCAACAAAGGCUUAUCUUAGAGAGUGUUUGCACUUGGACUU
Molecule: messenger RNA, 2148 nt
Organism: Rhodamnia argentea
Lineage: Eukaryota; Viridiplantae; Streptophyta; Magnoliopsida; Myrtales; Myrtaceae
Product: zinc finger protein ZAT9-like
Exons: 2
Coding region: 62-1591 (509 amino acids)
Source: RefSeq, a predicted model, not a curated record